AUGGGGUCCUUGAAAGUACAACCUCCAAGUGGGAAAACCAGGAACUUGACCGAUGUUUUUCACUUCCUCAGGCUAAAUUCGGUAAAGCCGAAGUACGAUUUUGAUGAUGUCGAUAUAACUGGAGGAGGUAAGGCGAUCUGGAAUAUAAUAUAAAUUGGUUUGAAGAUACGGUGGCCUUAUUGGAUGAUGUAGAAAGCGGAACGGCCGUAGCCUUCAAACAAUCGGCCAACGUGACGCCAUCUUGGGUCAAUGUUCUGGACGAAGUCAACUUUGAAUUAACAAAGUAAGUUCGCAUAUUUUAUUGUAUUAUCUUUUAGAAUACGAAGCCGAAAACAAAAACUAAAGGAAUCUCAACAGAAACAUCUCCAGAGACCAGACUUCAGUGAGGACAGUGCUCUUGCCGAACAGGAGACCAUCAAAGACCUAACCGAUGACCUCACCGGAGUAUUUACUCACACUAGGCGGCUAAUAAAGUAAGAAAAUUAUCUUUUGUUUAUCUUUUAGAGUAAUCGAGGAUUCUGACCGAGAAGUGUUUUCUUCAUCUCAACAUCUCAAAGAAAAUGUGAUAACAACUUUGUUAUUUGAACUGAGCGCAGAAUUAUCGGAUUUUCGGCAAACUCAAUCCGCUUAUAUGAAGAAGCUAGACUCAAGAAAGAAAACUGUUGAUCUUUUCUCUUUGGCGACUGAAUCUCAGAACCCAUAUGAGACCAGUUUCCUUUCACAGGAGGCCCAACAACAACCAGAUGAUCAGGAAUUAACCAUUGAUCAGAUUCAAGCUAUCAUUGAGAAUGAACAGUAUGUAAAAGAAAGGGAAAGGGAAGUAAUAAAGAUCAGCAAGAGUAUCCUCGAACUGAAUACAUUGUUUAAGGUAGGAACUUUAUUUUUUUUUCAAAUUGUCUUAGGACUUGGCACAAUUGGUUAUUGAUCAAGGAACCAUUUUGGACAGGAUCGAUUAUAAUGUAGAGAAUUCUGUGCUGCAGAUAAAGAGUGCUCAUCGCAGCGUUCAGAAGGCCGAAAGGAAUCAGCGGACCAGGAAGAUGCAAUGUAUUGUCGUUCUCGCCUGUAUGAAUCUGUUUGUGUUACUUUUAUUGGGUCUUCGACAUUUCUAA
Messenger RNA from Bursaphelenchus xylophilus (pine wood nematode), 1109 nucleotides. The record is from the annotation of a GenBank genome assembly. Lineage: Eukaryota; Metazoa; Nematoda; Chromadorea; Rhabditida; Aphelenchoididae.